Molecule: messenger RNA, 408 nt
Organism: Haemonchus placei
Lineage: Eukaryota; Metazoa; Nematoda; Chromadorea; Rhabditida; Trichostrongylidae
Source: the annotation of a GenBank genome assembly
AUGCUAUGUCGGUUUGUGUCUCAGGCGGCGACAGUAUCACUCAUUGGGGUUACCCGAUGGUCGUCCGCCAGCUACCGAAUAACGUCCGCACCUAAUGCCGUGCUGUGGAAAUUCGUUGACAGAGAGAGGCCAGAUACUACAAAUGGAGCUAAGUUGAUCAGCGAAAUCGUCCAAUUGGCACCACCAAAUGGAGGGAAAGUGUCUACGCCACCAUCAUCGAGAUCUUAUCCCCAUCAAAUCCCAGAUAACCAUGUACUAGGGAAGCCGAAAGAAACCAUCGAGGCUGCGUUUCAUCAGGGUUUGAAUCUUUCUCCGUGGGUGGUGAGAGAGUUUAACACUCUCACAGCACCCAAGUCUGUAGGUUGGACGCCAUUCCUCUUCCGGGACUUGGCAACUGCCUUCGUAUGA